This is a messenger RNA of Daldinia vernicosa, 925 nucleotides long. RefSeq lists its product as uncharacterized. The transcript has 2 exons. NCBI's taxonomy places the organism in Eukaryota, Fungi, Ascomycota, Sordariomycetes, Xylariales, Hypoxylaceae. The coding region runs from base 160 to 639 and encodes 159 amino acids. The record is from RefSeq and is a predicted model, not a curated record.
GAAUAAUUUGCAAUUCAGCCUGAACACAUUCAAUACACUUUACCUUGACAACUUACCUGACAUCUUUCACUACUCUUCCCAUCGAAUUAAGAUAAUUCACGUAGCUUCGAACAUCUUUGUCGCAUCAAUCCUUAGUGAUAACUUGAUCGAUAGUCCAUCAUGGCGUCCUUAUACGAGCUGACUAUCCCCGUCCUAACUCGGGCCCUCCGAACUGAGCAGACUCUUCUCAAAAAAGCUGAGGAAUACUCCAAAAGCACCGGAACGCCCAUUGAAGAGCUCGUCUCCGCUCGUCUGGCCCCGGAUAUGUUCUCACUUUCGAAGCAGGUCGGGGUCACGGUGCUAUUUGCGAGGUUCGCAUCCCACCUGCUGGCAGGCAAGGAAUUGGUACCUACGCAGCUAGGUGAAUGGUCGCUCGAGGAGAACCAUAGCAUUAUCGCCGACGUCCUCAAGUUUCUAGCGGAUAUCAAGCCCGAGGAUGUUGACGGAAAGGAAUCCGAAGUCAUCUCGUUUAACGUGGGCCCGCGGAAAACCAGCGCAAAGGCUAUAGACUGUCUACUUCCAUUUGACCACCCUCUACGAUAUUCUGAGGCACAAGGGCGUGCCGUUGGGCAAGAUCGACUACUUGGGGCACCAAGUUGAAGAAUGGGAGUUCUCGUAAUGGGAAAUACGAUAUACAGCCUAGACGUAUUAGUAGGAGUAUAGGAGAGCAAAAUAUGGUUAGACUUGGUAUAAAUAACGAAAACGGAAUAGAACUUGAUAAUCAUCUCUCUGACGUCUUGUUACUUGCGUCGGAAUAUUUAUUGAAUACUACUUAGAUGCAUAGCAGCCUUUACAGCUUCGUCUUAAUUAGAAUAUUCAUCUUGCCAUAUACAGCUUUAAGAUGAAACCCACACGGGGAGCCCACAUAGUAGCAAUAUGAUGCUGG